AUGAUAAAAGCCACUGUUCUUAUUCAAACUGUGGUUCUGACUUCCUUCAGUAUGGCACCCCCCGACGGCACAUAUCACAGGGACAAGCACUCCAAGGAAGAUGGCGACCCCGUAAUCUAUCGGCCAGAUAUUCAAAGUACGACACACGAGCCUGCAGCACCACACGAUACCAGCAAUGUGGGAGCUCUGCAACACAACCAGGUUCGGGCAACAGAGAUGCCUAGUAAUUAUGCCCUUCACGAAGUGCAGGGACCAGCAGUGCCACCAAAAGAUCCUCGAUCUCCAAUGCAGCCCGUCUCAGCAAAGAACCCUUUCAAUAAGAUGAAAAAGAGUUUCAAAGCUCGCGAACGUGAGCGCGAUCGUCAUAGCAGUAAAGACACCCCUUGCGCUCCAAACGAUUCAGAACGUAUCCGAGCUCAGGAUCGGCAAAUUAAAGUGUUAGAAGAUACUGUCAACGAGUGCAAUAUCCACAUUCGAGAUCUAGAGAAGGCAGUACAACAUUAUCAAAGCCGGCUACAAGAAGAGGAAGUUCUCAAGCAAGAACUUUCAUCCAUUCGUCAAAACCUACUAUUAGACGACGAAGACGAACCAUGGGUUAUCGUGAAGAAUUUUGAAGAGAUAAACAAGAAAGUCGAUUCUAUCUCGUUGAAGCUUAGAAAUGCAUUGUGCGGUUCCGACGCACGUCAGGAGUUGACUACGUCCGACCUUGUCGAGGGAUUGACUGUCCACAACGAAUCCACGGUACCUACCAAGGCCAUUCAUCCCAUCGGGGCCGACGAAUUCAUCGAAUUAGGGUGCCGAGCGAUGCUUAAUCGAUUUCUGCUAGAGACGGCCCUUAACCGAAGAAUGAUGAAUCCUGAUUGGGAUGUUACGAGGAAUGAGCUGUGUUACGCCAUCUUAAAGAGUGUUCAGGCAAAGGAGGCUCAAGUUAAUGCCGGAAGGUGGCGUAUCUCAACCUUCAAAACUAUUCCUGCUGAGGCUCAUACUCGCUGGGAGACCGAGACAAAACGUUUCUGUGAUGGAACAAUGCGAUUGGUGGCUCCCGAUAUCAUUGCACUACUCAACCAGGCAUACUCUUGGAGUUAUCGUACGAGGAGCACAAUCCUAAUGUUAGAUUUUCGGGUAGUAUACUAUUCACCUGGCAGUCAAUUCAACAUCUCUUCAGCCGAACUUGAUGGAAGUGAAGCGAAGCUGGGCAUUCCCGAAGUCGUCUUUCUCACUAGCAAACUAGGACUGCUUUCUUAUAAAACAACAGGCGAUGGAAAUCGGCAGAGCGGGGUUCACCACGCGUACGCCCUCAUCUGCGACGGGAUUACUCAUGACAACAGUCUCAAUUUUAACCCUAUCUUCGCGCUCGGCCCCGGCCGGAAUAUCAAAACGGACAUGACGGUGGAUGGAUUUGGGCUGAAAGCCACCACUAGCGUGACCAACUCCAUGGAAAACCUCGUUGCCGCGGAGAAGUCUUAG
Messenger RNA from Rhizoctonia solani, 1467 nucleotides. RefSeq lists its product as uncharacterized. The transcript is spliced from 5 exons. NCBI's taxonomy places the organism in Eukaryota, Fungi, Basidiomycota, Agaricomycetes, Cantharellales, Ceratobasidiaceae. The record is from RefSeq and is a predicted model, not a curated record. The coding region runs from base 1 to 1467 and encodes 488 amino acids.